Lodderomyces orthopsilosis Co 90-125 is the source of this 1023-nucleotide messenger RNA. RefSeq lists its product as uncharacterized. Bases 1 to 1023 code for a protein of 340 amino acids. NCBI's taxonomy places the organism in Eukaryota, Fungi, Ascomycota, Pichiomycetes, Serinales, Debaryomycetaceae. The transcript has a single exon. The record is from RefSeq and is a predicted model, not a curated record.
AUGAUGUCGAGUAAUCAAAACAAAUCAUUCAAAACUAAAUUGAGAACAAUAAAAAAGGAGUUGAUAUCAACGACAAGUACAUUGACCAGAAGUAAAUCCUCCUCUUCAACAACAUCCACGACAAUGUACGCAAAUUCAAUGACAUCAUUGUCAUCACCAUAUUCUAGCCUACAACCAAGCCCAUUUUCAAGUACCAACACAUCACCCAGAUCCAUUGUAUCGGCUACAUUUGCAUCGUCCUCGCUUGUACAAUCUACACCUGACUUGAGCCAAGAACAACAACAACAGCAACAUCAUCAGCAUUCGUCAUCAUCCAGUUUUAGGUAUCGAAGUCAGUCAUUCUCACAAUCAUUUGUCAAACUAACUCAGAGUAAUAAUAAGCACAAUGGUUCCCAUUUCCAUCUACCUUUACAUAACCAUGUACGUCAACAGAGCAAUGCUAUAUCACAUCUGCCUUAUGAGUCGACAUUUGAUACUUGUAUACCACUAGACUACGACCAUUUUACAUACACAAACACUAAAUCACCAAAACUUACACCCGAAGAAGAUGAAUUAAGCGAAUUUUAUUACAAUGACAAUACCAAUGCCAACAAUGCUUCAGCUGCAAUUAAGGAAGAAAUUACCAUUCCACCAUUACCCGAUAUCCACGAGUUCAAUUCAAGAUACCAACAACGACAACAAUUACAACAUCAGUCGAGUUACAAUAGUAGUAUAACUACUGGCAACAAUUCAAGUACGAGUUUAAACCGAUACAAUUCAGAAAUAAGUCGUAAUGGAUCUAUCAGUUUGAAAAAUGGUAACAUGAGUCGAAGUGUGAGUUUAGUAAGUACUACCAAUUUAACGCCAAGUACACCGAUAUCCUUAACGCAUUCAAAGACGAAUUCAAUUGAUGUGUAUGGUAGAGAAUACGAUGGUAGUAAUGGUGAUGGGUACGUGAAGGAAGUUAAUGAAGAACAAGAAGAUGAUUUGGCUAUUAAUAUCUUGAAUGUGAUAAACAAGAAUGAAAUUAGUUGGGAUAUUUGA